Molecule: messenger RNA, 899 nt
Organism: Protobothrops mucrosquamatus (brown spotted pit viper)
Lineage: Eukaryota; Metazoa; Chordata; Lepidosauria; Squamata; Viperidae
Product: polymerase delta-interacting protein 2
Exons: 9
Biological process (GO): error-free translesion synthesis
Cellular component (GO): nucleus; mitochondrial nucleoid
Molecular function (GO): DNA binding
Source: RefSeq, a predicted model, not a curated record
CUUGACCUUCUCUUGCAGUUGUUUCUCCACAGUAUAUUCGGAUACCGGGGGAUUGUCCUCUUUCCUUGGCAAGCCAGGUUGUACGACCGAGACGUCGCUUCUGCUGUGCCUGAAAAGAGCGAGUCUGGAGCUGCACAUGGAUCCAAAGAAGUGAAAGGCAAGACACACACCUACUAUCAGGUGCUGAUCGACGCUCGCGACUGCCCACAUAUAUCUCAGAGAUCCCAAACAGAAGCCGUGACGUUCUUGGCCAACCACGACGACAGUCGAGCCCUCUAUGCAAUCCCAGGGCUGGACUACGUGAGCCACGAGGACAUCCUGCCCUACACCUCCACGGACCAGGUGCCCAUCCAGCACGAGCUCUUCGAGCGCUUCCUCAUGUACGAUCAGACAAAAGCUCCCCCGUUCGUGGCAAGGGACACGCUCUGCGCCUGGCAGGAGAAGAACCACCCGUGGCUGGAGCUCUCCGACGUGCACCGGGAGACCACCGAGAACAUCCGGGUGACGGUCAUCCCCUUCUACAUGGGCAUGCGGGAAGCGCAGAACUCUCACGUCUACUGGUGGCGCUACUGCAUCCGCCUGGAAAACCUCAACAACGAAGUUGUGCAGCUCCGUGAACGGCACUGGAGGAUAUUCAGCUUGUCCGGCACCCUGGAGACCGUCCGUGGACGGGGAGUUGUGGGGCGAGAGCCCGUCUUGUCCAAAGAGCAGCCGGCCUUCCAGUACAGCAGCCACGUCUCCUUGCAGGCGUCCAGUGGGCACAUGUGGGGCACCUUCCGUUUUGAGCGGCCCGACGGCUCCCAUUUCGAUGUCCGGAUCCCCCCCUUCUCCCUGGAAAGCAAUAAGGAUGAGAAGACGCCCCCUUCUGGCCUCCACUGGUAGAGCGGCCUUAGGAAGCC